CAGUGAAAGCGGAGCAUUCAUUUAAGGACCUUGACUGGCACGGCUGAAGCCUGGAGGUAGUGAUUCAGCACCAGCGGACAAGAGAUAGAGGAGGAAUAAAUAAAGACAGACAGAUAGGAAGGGAAGAAGGAAAGGAAAAACGAAGAGGAGAAGAAGAGCGUGAGCUGCGCGCUGGAUUGGAGCCGUUAUUUCAUUGCUGAACAACAAAACCAUGCAACGGUGGAUUUUUUUUGCCGAUUAAAACUUCUCCUCUCUCAGAUUAAACCUUCAGCUCUUACUGAAAAUUCACCGAAACUCCAGUAAAAUCGGAUUUCGCGGAUGCGUCGAGCGCACAGGACCUAUCCAGGGGUGUAGCCGUGGUGCUUCGUGCGUCUUUGCGCUGGUAGAGGCUGAGAGUGUGUGUGUGUGUGUGUGUGUGUGUGUGCGUGUGUGUGUGUGUGAGAGAGAAAGAGAGAGCUGGUGGAGGAUCAGCCGGAGUGGCCGACCAGUCAGGAGGAUGCUGGAGGGCAAUGCCUGCAGAAACAGAGGAUGAGAUUUGUCGAAAGGCGCUGGAAUUGCUCUCCGACCUGUGCUCCAAGGGAGAGGUGCAGGACGACAACUGCCUGGAUUUCAUUUACUACUUCAGGGACUUGGCCAGACCGCGUUACACGGACUCAGAUGUAUCGGUGAGCCUGUUGUCCCUUCUGGUGACCACCUGUGGUCUGGCUCUCUUCAGCGUCUCCCUCUUUGUCUCAUGGAAGUUGUGCUGGGUGCCACUGAGUGGCCGUUUCCUCCCGGAUGUCCUCAAAGGAGCGUACUUCCUGGGAGGAGACCAACAGCCUGUCCUCACAGAGGUGGACGGGGAGGAAAGGGAGUACAGCGAGGAUGGCUGUGUGAAGGAGCCUUCAGGCCCCCCCUCGGCUGUGGCUGUCCCAGAGUCAGCCCUAAAGAUAAGCCACACGUCGCCUGACAUCCCGCUGGAGACCCAGAAUAAGGUGGAGAAAAACCAGGUCCACACUCUGGCCAGGGACAGGGUCCAGAGACAGAUUACUGAGCCUACCUCAUCUGUACGGCACAACUCCAUCCGUCGUCAGAUGAACUUGUCCAAUCCGGAUUUCAAUCCUGCUCAGUUCCAGCGCCAGGAAUCUCUGUCUGGUUUGGGUAGAAUCAAACCAGAACUGUACAAGCAACGCUCGGUUGACGCAGAAGAUGGUCGUCGCACCGACAGCUGCGGGCGUCUCCACUUUGUCCUGAAGUUUGACUUUGACAUUGAGCAGCUGAUCGUGAAGAUCCACAAGGCCCAGGACCUCCCCGCCAAGGACUUCUCAGGGACCUCCGAUCCUUACGUCAAGAUCUACCUGCUGCCUGACCGCAAAAACAAGCACCAGACCAAGGUGCACCGCAAGACACUCAACCCAGUGUUUGAUGAGGUAUUUCUCUUUCCUGUAGCAUACGCCGAGCUGUCAGGCCGGAAGCUGCACUUCAGCGUCUACGACUUUGAUAGGUUCUCUCGCCAUGAUUUGAUUGGCCAAGUGGUGGUGGACAACUUCCUGGAUCUUGCUGACUUUCCCCGUGAGACAAAACUGUGCCGGGACAUACAAUAUGUAACCUCGGACAAUGUGGACCUGGGAGAAUUGAUGUUUUCAUUGUGCUAUCUCCCCACGGCUGGCAGGCUCACAAUCACCAUGAUCAAAGCCAGAAAUCUCAAAGCCAUGGACAUCACUGGAGCUUCAGAUCCUUAUGUGAAAGUGUCCCUGAUGUGUGAAGGCCGGAGGCUAAAGAAGAGAAAGACAUCAACCAAGCGUAAUACUCUGAACCCGGUGUACAAUGAAGCCAUUGUGUUUGAUGUUCCUCCUGAGAACAUCGACCAGAUCAGUCUGCUCAUAGCUGUCAUGGACUAUGACCGGGUCGGACAUAAUGAAGUGAUCGGUGUGUGCAGGGUGGGCAAUGAGGCCGAGAGUCUGGGGCGAGACCACUGGAGUGAGAUGCUGACAUAUCCACGGAAACCCAUAGCACACUGGCACCCACUCAUAGAGUGGGUCGGACAGGGAGCAGUGGUCAUUGGAAGCCAAGGAGGAUCCACCAAUUCCCUGAAGACACCACCAUCGCCAUGACCGUACACACAAACGCACACACACACACAGACACAGAGCCUCGGUGUGGUAGAAAGAUAGAUAAUGGACAGUGUAUUAAAACAUACAGUACAUGGUGUGACUAACAAGCAACUAAGUAGUAACAUCAACUAAAAGCCAUUACUUAAACGGGUGUGUCAUUAGAUUUAACAAGGCUUUAGUGUGGUAAGACUUACUUACUUUAGUCCCUUCACAUUCAAGAAACACUUAACUACAUUCCAAAUGAACUACGAGAGUACUUUCAUUAGUCAUUAUAAGUUGGUACUGACAGUAUUAACAGGUUGAGAUCAUCUUACAUGUUAAGCUGUUUUAGCAACUUGCAGUCUGUGGACCAAAAUCAUUUAUUUUUAGGCCAACAUGUGAAGCUGUUACUUGUGAUUUGUGCAAGCUAUAAUAGAAACAGUAAGAGUUAGACAGGUGAGGUUAAAGAAGUAGAAAGGACAGAGAUGGAUUUCUAUCCAGAUCAUCAAAGUUUCAGCUUUUUUCGACAUUUGUUUGGCUGUUGUGUUGAAUUCAAACUCAUGCAUUGGUAAAGUGUUGCUUACACUGUUGUUACAGCAGACGUGAACAAAGGAGAUUUUCUUGGUGUAAACAUUAGUUUUUGUUCUAUGGGCAACUUUCGCACAGAACACUUCCUGUAAAGAUGUAAACUUGAAUGGAUUUGCUCCAAGAACGUGUAAAGCAGCUGACAAAGGAAACAUAGAGGGGCGGAUUCACAAAUAAUGGAUUGCAGCCGCUGAUAGCAUCAUGAAUUGUGCUUCACUUGCAACCGCUGUUUGCUCUGUCUCAAGGUCUGAUUCACAAUGGAUAUUGCUCUAAUGAUAUUACAGUGCAGACAUGCCCAUGAAGUUUUGCAGCUGAGUGCAAUAUGCCCUUGUUUUGCAUCUGUUAAAUGUUAAUCUGUAAUUUUUUUGUAGUGGUCCCAGAAAUAUUUGUUCUUAAAGUAUACUGAAGUACCAACUCACACAACUGCUUAAGCAACAUUUGAGUUAGAAAAUGUUAUAGAUGCAACUUUCUACUCAUAUCUUUGAAUGUUUUUUUGAAAGAGAAAAUAUUCUAAUUAUCUGUUAACUCCCCCCUGCUCUUUCAUUCAUUUCUGCAGGAUGCCUCUGUAUGGAGAGUUGUGUCAGACUGAUGUCAUGUCUCUAGGAGCAUGGAGAGCUGUUUUCUUUACUCUGCUCUGUGCUGGGCUGUUACAGUGCGUAGACAUUGUCUCUGCUUCUCACAGCAGUAGGUUUUAUGUUUCAUUUCCUCGUGGUGAAUAUCAGUAAUUGUACUGUCUGUGCCAUCUGCGUGCAUAUGAUAUACUAUUCCUUUGCUUGGCUACAGUCACCACUGCCAUGAUCGCUGGAAAGUCUGUGUGUGAAACACCUUAUAAACACACAUACCACCAACUCUCUGAAGAUGCUAAUAAUUUCACUCUAACUUGCUAGCGUGUGGCUAUUAGCGCCAGUGUUUGUGAGUCAGGCUUUCUUAGCAGUGAGGCUAAUUUGAAUAGAAAAUGGCCAAUUGUGCACCAAAUGUGCUCAUAUUACCAGAUUUAAAUUCAUGCAAAUAGCACCAGUGCACAGAGACCCUAUUGGCUUGGCAGCGUAGUUAGGGGUGAAUUUCACCCUUUGUGAGUACUGUGGGAGUUAACACUGUUUCUUUUGUCCUAUUUGUGCAAGUUGCGCAGUGCUUUUGUGAGUUCGCCCCAAAGUGUUUUUAUUUACUGCAUGGUAAAUUGUCAUACUUUGUAAACAGGGUGUGGUCAAAAUAAAAGAAACGAAACGAAACUGCUGGUGGCAGUGAAAGUGGCAUUUUUUUUUUCUGGCAAAAGGUCUGCUGAUGCCCUGUUAUUGAUAAUCUCUAAAUACAGCAAACUAAUGUUUCUUAUUGGUAGUUUUGGGUUUCUGAGAUAAAGGAUAAUUCAACUUGAGUAUUAUAUUUUAUAUAUGUUUUAUGUGUUUUAGCUUGUUUCAGGCAAUUUGAUUUAACACAACUUAAAAGUUCAGUUUGUAAGUUUUAGUGGCAUCUAGUGGUGAGGGUUGAGAAUUGCAGCCAACGACUCACUCACCUCUCACCCCUCCCUUUGCGAGCGCGUUGGAGAAGCUACGGUGGCCGACAUGCUUUGUCGGCUCUUAUGCUAAAUACUGAUGGUCAAAUUUUCUCUUCUUACUUCGAAACAAACCAGAUGACUACUACUAUUACUACUACUACCACCUCUUCUUCUUCUUCCUUCUUACAUUUACAUUUACAUUUAUUCAUUUAGCUGACACCUUUAUCCAAAGCGACUUACAAUUGCUAUACAUGUCAGAGGUCGCACGCCUCUGGAGCAACUGAAUCGAACCCAGGUCUCCCACACCAAAGGCAAGCAUCUUAUCUAUGCGCCAUCACCACCCCGCCAUCACUCUUCAUCGUACUUAUUCAAUGUAGUGAUGUAACGCGCACUGUAGAGCAGUUUGUUUACUUAGGGCUACUGUAGAAACAUGAUGGCACAACAUGGCAAAUUCUAUUUAAGGGGACCCGCAGUGUAUUUAGAUAGAAAUGGCUCAUUCUGAGGUAUGAGGUAUUAUGUAAGGUCUUUAUACACCACUGAAAUAGUUCUAAAAUGAGCACAAACUAAGCUAAUAUAAUUAAGGUCUUAAAAGUAGAUUUCAAAACUAGGUCCUUGGUUGAUUUUGUACUUGAUUUAUAAGCAGCAUUAAUUGAUUGUUUGGUCACUUGAAGGCAGCAGAGGCGCUAUAAACACAUCAUUCACAUAUUAUAACCUUAUAAAGUUGUAAGCAAGCAUUUUCCUGUUUACAUAUUCAGCAGACAGAGAGCAACAUUAGAAUUAAUUCAUGCUAAAUCAUGUUUCUGGCCACCUGGUGAAGUCCAACAUCCACUCUCAUUUUAGCUCUUUAGUGUCCACCAACUCUUGAGGACAUAUCCCUACAUAUCAUUUGUCACUUAUACACCGGUAUCUUGCCCAACAAUGACAAAACAUUUUUUUGUAGGUAUUCUUAAUGGUAUUUUAGAGUUUGUAGUUUUCUGGAAAACAAUAAAAAUGUUUUAAUUUAAAUGUAUUAAUUUUAUUAAUUUAUUAAAAUUUUCCAGUUAUACGCUUUCUCAAUUUUUAUGAUGGCUUUGUUUCUGGGGGCCAGCCGGGCCUCACUCUAAUGUCCUCUAGCUGAUCUGCUCUUUUCUGAUGGACAGAUAGCUUUACCUGUUGCUAAAGCAAGUGCUAACUGUUGCUAACUAGCUGCCGUUAUGUUAGCUCAGUUAGCCACUGUCAACGCCACGUAUAUUUUGCGGAUGCAAAUAGCACUCUGCUUUCUGUAUCAUGUGAACUUUGAUGCUAAACCGCUGCAUUAUGAGUGAACUGCAGGAUCUUUACUUAUUUAUUUGUUCUUUAUUUAGCAAUACAGAAUGCAUGAGAGCCUUCCUGCAUUAUAUUCUAUUACAUUUUUAUAGUUUUAAUUGUCACCUGCUGCCUAAAUUUUGUGUUUCCCUUUACAUAAAGAAAUGUCCACAAUAAAUUGAUGCACAAAUUGGUGCAGAAGAAUAUCACCAGAAUGCAGGAAAUAAAGUGUUUAAUGCUCAAACAUUUCAGAGGGCACCCCCAGAACCCCAACUUAGUAUGUGGCCCCUCCAAUGUUGAACUAUACUCUAGCAUUUCAACAACAAAAUGUCACAGAGGGCCUACUCAUAAAAUGCACAGAACUCAGCGACACUGAAUCUCACUCCAGGCUAAACUGAAAAGUUGGCAGCCCUGUAUAUACAGAUUUGAUAUUAAUUUAAUUAUGUGCAACUAAUUGACUGGGGCUUUAGUGAUUCUGUCAGGGGAGAAAGGGCGAACCCAUUAUAUUACCUAAACUGUUAGACAUCCUGGUUCAACUUUGACCUACUGUACUCACCUCAGUCGUGUGCACUUGAUUUCCCUCGGAAUGAGGUCUUAUUAGCAACAUUUUUGGUGCACUUUCCUUUGGAGGUUUAGAUAUUCUGGAUAAACUGCUGGCUUGCAUGCCUGUCUGUUUUUUUUUUUUGCCCCAUUUGACUUCUUAGAAAUGUCAACAUGUUUCCAGAUCUCAGCAAGUACUCUGGUGAAUACAAUGUUAUCAUAAAUGAUCUAUCUAAGAAAAUGAUUGCAGAUGCAGGACUCUUCAGAAAGCCUUGUUUUAUUGAAAUCAUUCUUGUCAAACCAGUGGUUAACUACUUGUGCCUUCUUGAUGGGGGGAUUUGUCAUUGUAAAAGGCUUCAUUUAGAAAGACGUCCCUCAAAUAAUGAAAAAAGACAACACAGAAUCAUGUUGUCAAUAGUGAUGUAUUUGCUUUGCCAUGAAGUGAGUGACUGGAUUGUUUCUAUUUGGAAAACACUUGCAGCAGCCCUAUCCCAUUUUAACAGGACUUUAUGUUCUUUUCUUUUAAUUUAGACCACGCCCUGCAGAUGUUUUAAUUAACCAGUGUUUGUUUGUUUUUGUAAAUUGAGUUUAAUACCAGUAUUGUUUAUGUCUUCACUGUCACAAAUAGCAAUGGAAAUUUCUUCUGUGUUUAUAGGUACAAUGCAUGCAUCAUUUUUUGUGAGUAAUUUUUAAAAUCUUUCUCCUGUUGUGAGAUACUAAUCAAAGUGUAAACACAAGAUGUAUUAUGAACCUACGGCAGACUGUGUAAAUUGUCCAUUCAGAUGUUAUUAAUAAAUAUUUCUAUAUAUA
Messenger RNA from Micropterus salmoides (largemouth bass), 6783 nucleotides. RefSeq names its product synaptotagmin-9-like. Gene Ontology annotation, biological process: calcium-ion regulated exocytosis; regulation of dopamine secretion; cellular response to calcium ion. Gene Ontology annotation, molecular function: calcium ion binding; calcium-dependent phospholipid binding; SNARE binding. Lineage: Eukaryota; Metazoa; Chordata; Actinopteri; Centrarchiformes; Centrarchidae. Gene Ontology annotation, cellular component: membrane; dense core granule. The coding region runs from base 510 to 2093 and encodes 527 amino acids. The transcript has 8 exons. The record is from RefSeq and is a predicted model, not a curated record.